Messenger RNA from Tyto alba (common barn owl), 8865 nucleotides. Its product is annotated as wiskott-Aldrich syndrome protein family member 3-like. NCBI's taxonomy places the organism in Eukaryota, Metazoa, Chordata, Aves, Strigiformes, Tytonidae. The transcript has 9 exons. Gene Ontology annotation, molecular function: Arp2/3 complex binding; protein kinase A regulatory subunit binding; actin binding. Gene Ontology annotation, cellular component: cytoskeleton. Gene Ontology annotation, biological process: actin cytoskeleton organization; positive regulation of Arp2/3 complex-mediated actin nucleation. The coding region runs from base 144 to 1667 and encodes 507 amino acids. The record is from RefSeq and is a predicted model, not a curated record.
CCCCAAGGACUUACGCUGCCAGAUGUGAUGGCUGCUGAGAUGAAGGAUGACAUCUGGAAGGAGCCAGCUGCAGGGAUCACCUGGGAGCCAGCAUCUGCAAAUCACACAACCAGCCUGGAGAGGCGUGAGGGCUUACCGGCAGGAUGCCGCUGGUGAAGAGGAAUAUCGAGCCCCGGCACUUAUGCCGGGGGGCUCUUCCCGAGGGGGUGACGAGUGAGCUGGAGUGUGUCACCAACAGCACGCUGGCUGCCAUCAUCAAGCAGCUGGGCAGCCUCAGCAGGCACGCGGAGGACAUCUUCGGCGAGCUGUUCAACGAAGCCAACAGUUUCUACAUGCGGAUGAACUCGCUGCAGGAGAGGGUGGACCUGCUGGUCAUCAAGGUGACGCAGCUGGACUCCACCGUGGAGGAAGUUUCGCUGCAGGACAUCAACAUGCGGAAAGCCUUCAAGAGCUCCACGGUGCAGAACCAGCAGGUCGUGUCUCGCAACUCCAUCCCCAACCCGGUGAUGGAGAUGUACCAGCGCUGCGACAAGCCCCCGCCGCUCAACAUCCUCACGCCCUACAGGGAUGACAAAAAGGACGGCCUCAAAUUUUACACGGACCCCUCCUACUUCUUCAACUUAUGGAAGGAGAAAAUGUUACAGGCGACGGAAGAUAAGAGAAAGGAGAAGCGCAGGCAGAAGGAGCAGCGGCUGGUGGAGGACUCUACCCGGGAGGUGAAGAAAGUGAGGAAAGCCCGCAACCGGCGCCUGGAGUGGAACAUGAUGGCAUAUGAUAAAGAGUUUCGACCUGAUAACAGGUUCUCACCAUCCCCCUAUCACAUGGCGUCAUCGGAAGGAUCACUGUCCCCAGAUAACAGAUCUUACGCGUCGGACGCGGCCGACCACUCGUACCCGGCGAGCCCCAACCACCCCGCGCAGCUGCUGGCUCCGGUGUCCCACCUGGCCCCGGCGGAGCACAAAGAGGGGGUGCUGGCAGCUGCACCCCCCCAGGAGCACGUCUACCGCCCGGCACCGGCAGCAGGCAGCCGGCAGAACAGCCUCAACCGCCUCCAGCAGCCCCACGUGCCGCAGCCCCCCGAGGCUAUCCUCAACGGGCCGAGACCUCACUUAGUCAAGGAUUACGGCCCGCAGCCGAUGCCGAUGGCAGAGUACUUCGUGCCCCCCGCCCCGCCGCCCCCGCCCCCCGUCAUCCCCUCCGCCCAGACCGCCUUCGACAGCCCCAUCUCUGCACCCCCGGCGCUGGCCCCCGGCUCGGCCGCCCCCCCCUCCUACGCACCCUCACCACCCCCCGCGCCCCCCGGCCCCUAUUCUGCUUCCCCGCCGCAGGCCGGGCCCAUGGGACCCCCGGUGGCACCCCCCCCGCCACCACCAGGGCCCCCCGCCAUUGCCGCCUCGCCGGCGCACUCGGCAUCGCCACCGGCCCCCUCCGUGGAGCCCCGAAAGCCGCAGAUCCCGCUGAUGCCCAUGAGCGACGCCCGGAGCGAUCUGCUGGCAGCCAUCCGCAGGGGAAUCCAACUCCGGAAAGUCCAGGAGCAAUGGGAACAAGAGGCCAAAAAAGAGCCUGUGGGCAACGACGUGGCGACGAUCCUGUCCCGCCGGAUCGCGGUGGAGUACAGCGAGUCCGACGACGACUCCGAGCUGGACGAUAACGAGUGGUCGGACUGAGGGGCCCCGGGGCUGGGCUGGCGCGGAGCUCCCCGGCUCCGUACCAGGUGUGUAUAGGCGCCUUCCCCAACCCUCGAUGCCAACAAGCGCGGGCGGCCCCGCUCAUUCAGGAGCUUUGCUUUUACACUAUGUCAAAAACCCUUCGGGCAGCAGCAGCACUGGUAGGAUACACCUCGGAGGCAGUGAGACCAGAAAUUAGCAGCACCUUCACAUUUAAUGACUUCAGUAACGCUCUGAAGGCAGGUUGGUAGGAUUACUCCAGAUUUACACCCGGAGCACGACCAGAGACUGGCCCUGGGUGUGCUUUGCUAGAGAAGGGAAACCCAGAGUGCUUUUUCAGCUAGAUGUUAAAACGUGUUAAUGAGAAGCUCCUGGAGAAGAAGCCUGAUCGCACAGCUGGUGCCACCGUGGGUGUGCAGGGACAGCCGUGCACUGAGUUUGGGGGUGCUCUGCUGCCUGCACUCGUAGGAUCAGGCAGCUCCAGAGCCUGUGUGUGAGCAGGAGCCUCCUUCCCCGUAGAACCGUGCGCCACGUCUCGCCGCAGCCGCGUAGGAACGGUCACCAUCGUGCUGUCACUCCCUGGAGAAGUCCAAAGCGUUGGUGACCGGAGCCCGUUUCCAUCCUUAGGACCAGUUUUCUGGGAGAAACGGGUGAAGGCAAGGCAGGGAGAUGCAGUGGUUGUCUGGGCUUUGAAAGGUGCCAUGUGUGCUGUGCUCGGGGGGGGGGGGGGGGAAAGGGGCUGCCAGCAAGGGAGCAGAGGUGCCCAGGGAACCUCCCCAAACCCAGCUCCCCUUGGCCUUAGUGCGACACCACAUCAGUGUUAAUUAGACAAAAUGCUGCUCUUUGAGGUAAAUUCUCAACUUGCACUUUGCAGCCCCAUAAACCGUGCCUGUACAAUUGAGAUCAGCUCAGACCCAGGCACUAAUUCCCCCUGGCCGCAUCCUGCCCUGUCCCUUACCCUGCAGGUGGGCGCUGGGGGGGGAGCCUGGAGAGCUGGGCCCCCACCACGGCGCUGAAAAUACCAGUUUGCUCGUCAAAAUGGAGCGUGAUUCAUCAAAGGCUUUUCAUGCAGCUACGAAGGGAGAGGGCAUGGGAUGGCAGAGCGAAGGGGUGGGGAAUACUGAAAAUAUCACAAGGCAGGAGUAAGAGCCUGCAGAGAGGCAGGAGGGGUUCCCCACCAGCAGAAAACGGGCCAGGAUCAGCCGUGGACUUGCCCAACACAGUGUCCCGGGGUCCUCUCUUGUGUUCCCAUAAACCACGAGUCUCUGAAUGGGGGAAAACCAAGUCCCCCGUGUUGGAUCUCUUCUGGGGAGAAGCUGGGCCCUGAGCCCACCUCCCAGCUCUCCCAGUUGCCAUGUAGUUGAUGGCUACAAAAAUAGUAUUCUGACUAUCUAGAAGCGACCAGACCCGUAGAGGAGGUAGGAGGAUAUGGCUGGGACCCGAAAGGCUGAUCCUUAAAUUCAUCCUGAGAAGUGCUAGUGUUGAACGAUGCCCCCAGCACCUGCUCAUUUUCCCCCUGGUGAGAAACCCUUCAUGGUGAGAUGCGAUCAACCCCUCGCCCAGCUGCAGGGAAGUAUCCCCAGGAGAGCCCUCCCUUCUCUUGGCUGGCACACAGUGGUCUCUUGUCCCUUGGACAUGACACCUCCCGCAUCUCCACAUCUGGGCUGCGAGCUGUGGUGCUGAGCGGGGGGCUUGAAGGGAGGAGCAGCGUGGACGGGGGAGAUGGCAUGGAUGGUUAGGGAAAGGCUUAGAAGGGGAUGCCCUGCCAUGGGCCACAUCCCUGGGUUUGCACACACCCCCGCCCCCUUUCCUUAGGGAAAGCUCCCCUUGACUUCAUCAGGGCUGAUUGUCAGUGCAGGAACUGCAAAUAAAAUCCUUGGGUUUAACCCCAGAUUUUCCCAUUUUGGGAUUAAGCUGCUCGGGUGCUCGCCCCGCUCUGCCUGUCGAGGAGCAGCCUCUCCCAGCACAAGGAAACCUAGCAGUAUGGGAUGAGCUGUACGGAUCAAUCCCAACCUCCCGUUUUGCCAAACUCCUGCUGCAGGCAGGCAAGAAGCAGCAGAGCAAUAGGACGCAUGGCAUAGCUCAUCUGCAAAACCCCAGGAAACAGGCUUGACCAAAGGAGACAGGGAGACAUGGUGUACUGCAGGUGACCAGGAAAUUCCUGACGCUUGGUGCUCACCGAGAGCUCUCGUUUCUCACGUUGACCUUCUCGAGAUGCAGAGAACCAGCUGCAAAAGCUUGUAGCCAAAACUUGGUGUCUCUGCCCAGGCAGAGAGCCCCUUGUGAUGGGCUUUCCUUGCCGAGGUAGCUGGGUUUGACCUGAAGCAAGUUCAGAAGGACAUCUUGUAAAAAUUCAGAGCAACAUUUAAGCAGUCACCUGGCAGCGUUUGUUGCAGAGUGUUAUUAAUAUAGAUGCGAUCGCAAUACUCUUUGUAUAUGAAGAGACAUUGAGUUUAUUUGGAUAAUUUAGAAAGUAAUAACCCUUUGUGAGAGGGAGAGAAUAACAGAAGGCUGUCGGAGCUGCUGUUACCUGUUACAGCAGUCAAAAGGCUGCAGAGUUGGCGGUGGGGACCCAGCUGGGGCUUGGGCAGAGCCAAGGAGUCCCACCAGCACGUGAAGGCAAGGAAGGGGCUCUGGGACACGUGAGGUUGGCUCGUCACUUGAGUCUGUGACUCUCCCCGUUCUGCAAAGCUGAGCUCCAAAACAGGAGAGGACCCGAGUGCCCCUGGAAGACUGGGUUGCUUCUUUUCAUGCCCUGGUUGCUUUGUGCAUGUCAGGUGAAACUGUGGUCACUUUGUCAGGGCUCCGUCGGCGCCCGGCAGGUCAGGAUUGCCCCUGUAGCCUCCCGCUUCCCUGUCACCUCACAGCAACUUCGCUGCGCACAGGAUUGGCAGCAGUCGCUCAGCCUGUGCUUCUACCGGGGUUGAUGCUGUCGCAUGGCAAAGCACUCGACAAUCACGUAACUCAGGCCUCACCUGCCCUGUGCACAGGCCACGUCCGCAGAGCGGAUGGGCAGCUGGGAGCCUCGGGGGCUCAGGUAGCACGGCUCGCCCCCAUUUCCUCACACCUUGGUGUUCUUACAGCAUCCCCUCCUCUUCCAACAUCCCAGCACAUCCUCACCGUUGGCAUUCUGCUUCAGGGAAUUCCCAGCCCCUGGUAACCCAAACCCAUUUCACAUGCUCAACUCCAGACCGAGUCGGCAGGCCCAUAACCUCCCGGCAUUGCCCACUGCUUGAAGUCAUCAUGCUCCAGCUCUUCCAGGGAUCUGAACCGCCUCAGCUCCGCUGAAGCGGUCUUGAUUCCAGGGAUGAGAGAUCCACAUCGGAGCUCGUUGCUCAGGUUUCUUGGGAAGCUGGUGGAGAAGUAACCUGGAUGGUCAGCGUGGGCUGUAGACACUCAUUUCUGGUGUGAUCAUGGCACACACCUUGUUCUUCCCAACUCUCUCCUGGCAGUGCCAUGAGGCAGGCAAGCACGCGAUGGCCCCGAGAGCCCCAGACUCAUGAUACAGCCAUUCCUGCAAGGCCAACAUCCUCAGUGCCUUUGCUUGAGGGACUCAACCACCUUUGAGGAUCACCGUCAUUAUUUUAGGUGCGUUCAUCUAUUUUUUUAAAUACAGGUGACUCAUGAAAUUCAACACAAGUGACACCAACUCCUUGGUUGGGCUGGGUUAGCUCUGCUGGAAUUGGUUGUGCCAUACUAAUUAACACUGACUGGCUGACCCAUAUGCUGCUUACUCAAUAUUUUGUACAUCUGUGCCUAUUUCCAUAUACUCUUCCAAAAGUAGGCCAUGCUGUGUUACACAACCUGAAAUGCUCAAAUCCUCAUGUGGGCCGAUAUAAAAGUGAAUAUUUCAAUAUUUUAUCUAGCUUGGCAGCCAUUAAAAAUACAAUCCAGGUCACAAAUGAUGGAAUUUCUCCCCUCUCAAGUGUACCAGAAGUGGGCUGAGGAGAUUCUCCUGUACAUUAAGGUAUCACAUUCCACGUUAAAAUAUAGCAGUGGCAUUUCAUUGCCAGCAGAUAAUCAGAGUGCCAAACAUUUAAUGAGCCCAACUGAUCUCCUGAGAGUUCCUCUUUCCAUUUUAUCUGCUUUCUCUCCUACUUGCUAGUCUAUGGGCAUAGAUUAAAAAUAAUAAAUAAGACUGCCAACAGGGGGAAGCAUAUUCUGUAUGCAUCCAAAUUAAUUGGGCCAAAGUCAGUGGAAGAGUAAAUAAGCCAGUUUAGUUCUGCUUAGAGACAUUAAUGGAAGGCUCUAGUCCUUGAGGUCCAUCAGGAACCUCUUGGACAUCUCUGAUUUACCUGAAAAGGAACAUUACGGGGACCACCGUGCCCAUGGUAUGCCAGUCAUUGCCUGUGAGGGCAACAUCAGGUGUGAAGUCUGGUCUUGCCCAAGUUUUGUGAAGGUUGGUGGAAGUCGAGCUGUGUUCAUGUUCCAGUGUUGCACCCUCAGUGCCUCCCUGAUUUUGAGUGAACAUUGGAGCUGGUUGUUGACACUGGUGGCUCUUAGAGGAUCAGUGUCUUGAAGGAAUUGGGUAGUUUCUAACCUUCCACCCUGGGCAGAGAACCUAGGGAGGAACGAGCAUCGCAUCUUAUGAGAACUCCUGCUUUUGCAGCUAUUUUAUUCCAGGAAGGUUUUAUUCUGGUGACAAAUGUAAGGCUGAACAGAACUUCUCCAGAGAGCUCCCUUCAUAUAGGAGCCCUCAAAUUUCCUCCCAGAAAUUUUUCCAUCUCCCUUUCAAGACACCCAACAGCCUGAACAGAAGCAGCUUUGCAGACUCCCCUGGGAACAGAGCCUGAAUUAACACCUUGGCUUUAACGAUAAAUGGAAGUCUCAUUUGGAGGGAGGCAGGUUGUAGCACUGGAGGUAGUAUUUUGGCGAGUGCUUUCUGGAGGCGCACGGCCAGCAGAAGCACCACGCGGUUUCCUUGUGGACGGACCAUGGUGGGCCAUGGGAAGUUCUCCCCAUCAUGGGAUGCUGGCAAGGGGAGCAUAGGCUGUUCCUUUCACCAUGAUUCCUGUUUUCCUGUAGUAGUAGUUGAUAUUUAGGGGUAAGGUUUCCUCAGCUGAGAUGUCACUUUACAGACAACAAAAAAAAAAAAAAAAAAAAAAAAAAAAAAAGGACAAGAACUCUGUCCUGAGGAGUUUACAGCAAAGACCAUAUAACCUGCACUGCACUUUAGAAGCCUCAAACGCUCACUCACCCAUGAACUCAUCCUCAACUGGGCAGCAGCACCUUGAGGACUGUUGUCCCUUCCUUAAGUGACUCCACAACCAGCACCACACCUGCAUCCCCCCCGCUGAUGGCAGCAGUGGGGCUCUCCUGCCCCUCCCGCUAUCCCCACGCAAAAGUGCCUGAGCAAAGUACGGGAGCGCCAAGGCAUGCUGGUUUUGUCUCUGAGCAGGUCACCAUGCCCUCAGGAUGGCCCCUGCCCAUCACACAGGGCUAUGCUCCUCGGGGAUGGCCAUGCCUGCAAUAGGAAACUUGCCCAGGCUCACCGUUGUGGCUACCUGCCGACACUUAGAGCUGCCCAUGCAAUUCGUGUGAUGCCCUCCAAGCUCAUAGAAAACAUCCUCUUUCAGGCAUUUGUACCUAAGCCUAGACUUUGAAGUAUUUCAAUCUUUUGGAGAGUCAAAGGGUUUUUUUUUUCCUGUGAAUCUGAUCUUCCUUUAAGAAGCUCCAGGUUUUUUAGAAUCAUUCGCUCAAGCUCUUUCCAGGUGAGAAUCACACCUGCAUUUUGCUGGGGGAGGGAAGGAAAAAAAGAAACCAUCAAGAACUUCAGUGAAGGGUUUGCUCCAAAGCCUUCUGUACCGUGACCACAGGCAGGGUGGGAAGAAGACACUGGGAUGUUCCCAAAGGAGGACACCAUCCCAGUGGCAUCACUAGGCUGAGGCAGAGCCUGCAGCGAGGGAUGGGCUCUCACAGCCGGGAGAUCUCCAGGCAAGAUCUGGAUGGGAUGUGCUUGGCCACGGUGUCCCCUGAAGGCAAUGUUGAUGUGACAUUAUCAAUAUUCAUGUCUGUCUUGCAUUGAUACAGAGCCCUGAGGCCACAAACACCUCCGCAGCACUAUAUGAUGGUGGAGCACUAACGCUUCACCUUCCCACGGGCAUCCCUCCUAGCAGAUAUCUUCCCCCAGGUGCUACCUUCCAGAGGUCCCUCUGUAGUUUUUUUGCUCUCAGCAGGAAAAGGCUUCAAUCUCUUGUUGGUCAUUGUGUCUGGGGGCUCUUGAGCCCCAGCGUGUGUGAAGUGAGCCUUUCCCUGCACAUUUCUCCCACGGUGGCAAUGCCAGGGGACCGGGUUGGCCCUGGGGGACUUCCAGCCUUAUGAUAGCUCUAGCACGUAGCUGCGUAGAAAGUAUUAAGAUGACAGAGAGGAAGAAAUAAAACAGAAAGAAAAGGUUAGUUAUGCUCCCAUCACUCGGUACAGGAAGAGCCUCAGGUAAGUAAAACCCUGUGCAAACCCACAAAGAGCAGCGGGGAGAAUAAGCCUGCUCCCCAUGCACGUGUCAGACCAAAGUGCAAGGCAUGGGAUCGAGUUGUGGCAAAAAAAAAAAGGAGUUGAAUCAGAUCUCAGGGAAAGCUUUCUCCAGGUAAGGACAGAAAUUCCAAAACAAGUCACAGAGGGUCUACCACAGGAGGGCUUUGAGAAGCAGGUAGGCAAACACCUGAGAGGAACAGUGUCCGUGACCCUGUGCUGGGCCAGGGGAUGGUGCUCACAGUGCACCUCUUUAAACCCAGCACGUUUGCAGUUGUGCCUCAUCACCUCCUUCAGUGCCACUACUUGUUGUUCUGUCCCAGCAGGUUACAGCCCCAAAGCACGACCCAUCAGCCAGGGCAACCUGCUUGUACCUUCCCUUAGCUUUCCUGGCCCUUCUCCAAUUUUGGUGUUGAGCCUCAAAUACCAUAAAGAUAAAACGUACAGCAGAAUAAGCAUCUGAGAGGAAAAAGAUGUGAACUAAUGUCAGAAAACCAGGAUGUGCAGCUGCUGCUGCUAUAUUUCACUAGUUAGAAAGCAGCAGCUCCAGCAGCCUGCACCUCCCGACCACUCAUGGUCCACAACUGCAGUGUAUAAACCAUGCUGGUGCAUUAAGGUGAACAAUUUAAAAGUUACUCUUUGAUUUGACAUAGCUCAAUUAAAGACUCUAAAAAUGAACAACCUCACCCCCCCCCCCCAAAAAAAAACAAACAAACAACCUGAAAAACAA